CCCAAAAGCAUUAAAAGACUUUUCGUUUCGAUCCUUUUCUUUUGCAACGAAAAAUCGUUAAAUCUUCGUCGUCGAGGGGAAAGCAUUUGAUUUCGAUUUUGAUCUUUAUUAAUAAUCUGUGAGUAGAUUCUUGUGUGGAGAAUUCAAGGGAGAGUUGAGUUUGUUGUGAUCGGAGAUUUUUUUUUUUUGGGAGGUGAUGGAUUGGGGAAACGUAACGGUUGAGGAUCUGGUCGAUGCUCUCCGUGAAGUUGACUGGUCUUCUCCGCCGCGUCCGCCGUCUGAGUUCUUCUCUAGGUUCACCGUUCCUAAAUCUUUCUCUAAAUGGGAUAGUCGCCUCAAGUGCAAUCUCUACUACUACCGUACAAACUAUUUCAUCAUGAUCCUCGUUAUACUUGGAUUGGGAUUUCUCACAAGGCCUCUCGCCAUCUUCUCUGCGCUUUUGACUGCCUUAAGUGUUGCAUUCCUAAAUGACAGCUUUGCAGGCUCUUUUAGUGAGAAGGCAACUCGAACCACCAGAAAUUUCUCUCCACAGUUAGCUGCUAAAAUGAGACCUCCUUUGAAGCCUGUCACUCGUGGACGUCCAUCAGCAAAGAGAGCUAUCCAUAUAUGUGGUCAACCCCGUUGGGUCUUUGUCUUGGCUUGCUCACUUGUGAGUUUAGCCCUUUGGUAUAUUUCCUGUGGUUUGUUCACACUCUCGUUGGCCCUACUCAUUGGACUUCUUGCUACAGUUCUUCAUGCAAGCUUGAGAACACCGAACUUGAAAGCACGUCUUAACACAUUUAGGGAGGAAUUCCGAGCAGUAUGGCGCAACUACAGCGAGAUUUAGAGUAAUCUCGUACCUCCAAUGGAUCAUGUUCCGCUGAGGUCCUAACGCGGUAAAGACCAAACUUACAGCAUUUCUGCGGAAAAAGAGUGGUAUUUUGUUAUAGAUGUUCUCUGGGUGUUCAAUCUGGAUUUGUUGCUUAAUGACUGGGAGAUCAUCUGUUUUCUUUGAUUUGGGUUUUGCUUUUUUGGUAGCGAAAUCCUGUUCUUUUUUUUGUUAAAAGAUUUGUAAAGCCAGCUUUGGUGCUGUUCUUCUUUCUCAACCAAAACUUUUUGUGUACAAAUACUAGAAUCGUUUAACAGCUUUGCAUUUUCUCCUUUUUUCUU
This is a messenger RNA of Camelina sativa (false flax), 1149 nucleotides long. Its product is annotated as PRA1 family protein A1. Lineage: Eukaryota; Viridiplantae; Streptophyta; Magnoliopsida; Brassicales; Brassicaceae. Gene Ontology annotation, cellular component: membrane. The record is from RefSeq and is a predicted model, not a curated record.